Molecule: messenger RNA, 1188 nt
Organism: Saccostrea cuccullata (small rock oyster)
Lineage: Eukaryota; Metazoa; Mollusca; Bivalvia; Ostreida; Ostreidae
Product: acetylcholine receptor subunit alpha-like
Exons: 1
Coding region: 1-1188 (395 amino acids)
Biological process (GO): regulation of membrane potential; signal transduction; nervous system process
Cellular component (GO): plasma membrane; synapse; neuron projection
Molecular function (GO): transmitter-gated monoatomic ion channel activity involved in regulation of postsynaptic membrane potential; transmembrane signaling receptor activity; excitatory extracellular ligand-gated monoatomic ion channel activity
Source: RefSeq, a predicted model, not a curated record
AUGGAACGCGUCCUUUGGUUUCUACUCUUUAAUCACUGUUUUGUAACCUUCGUAUGUGGAUAUACGUUAACUGAUGAACAGAAUUUACACACUGCUCUCCUGACGGGAUACAACAAGGACAUACGCCCCGGCACGGAUAGAAGUAACACUCUGGUCAUAAACGCUUCCUUCCUUUUGUUAUCUAUCAACGAAUUCGAUUUAAAUGCAGGGAAAUUAUCCCUCACUGGUGUCUUCGCCAUAAGUUGGUUUGAGGAGAGAUUUGCUUGGAAUCCAGCCACGUAUAACGCAUUAGAAAUGACUGCGAUUCCACAGACAAAGCUAUGGCUACCUAAUUUUAUCAACACCAAUCCUUAUGAAGAUAUUCGGGGACUGGGCAGUGACCUGCUUACAGUUGAUGUGUUUUACACAGGAAAAUGUACCUGGUUUCCUUUGCAAGCAUACAAAGUAAUAUGUGAUGCUGAUGUCACAAAUUUUCCUUUUGAUACCCAGAAAUGUUUUAUGAAGUUCUUCAUUUUUGGUUAUCAGCCUAAUGCUGUAAAUGUUAAAUUCACAUCACCGCGCGUCGAUUUUGACUUAUAUUCCGAAAAUGGAAUAUGGGAGAUCUUGAAUUCCGAAACGUACUCGGUGUUAAACAUUUAUGGACUUGAGGACAUUUUUGUAGUAUUGCAUCUAAAAAGAAGAACAGCUUACUACAUAGUUAGCCUGAUUUUACCAAUAUCAGCAUUCUCGCUUUUAAUGGGAUUCGUUUUUCUUCUGCCGAACGAAUCAGGUGAAAGGCUGGGUUUUUCCACCACGGUUCUGUUAUCCAUAGUUGUUUAUCUAACGAUCAUCCAGGAUAUGUUACCAGCAGUAUCCGAACCCAACGUAUCCAUAUUAAGUUACAUGCUAGUGACGUAUGUGGUGAGCGGGGCUCUUGUAGUUGUCUUCGUCAUCAUAAGUUCCCGGAUUCAAUCAUGUCCCCAUGAGAAGCCUGUCCCUCGAUGUCUAGCUCGACUAGUAAUAUGUUUUCGAAAGAAAAGAACGGAAAUUGACGUCGUGGAAAAUCUCCAAACGAAGAGUGAGAUGACUGACGAUUAUGACGUCAGCUGGACAGACGUGGGAAGAGUGUUCGAUAUGACCUGUUUUAUCUUAUCAGCAGUUCAAUUUAUAGUCGCCAGUGUAACCUAUUUUCUGCUUGUGGCCAAAUAG